AUGACCAAGAGAGUACUCAUAACUGAUUUCUUUAAUAGUCAAGGUGGUAGUAACACCUUAGAGAACAAGAGAAAGAAAACUACACUGGAAGUUGUGAAAAAAGUGGAAGUGGUUGAAGAUGCUGUUGAGAACAAGGAGAAUAUAGUAGUCACCAAAGAGAAAACAAUCGAACUGACUGUGACUACUACUACUACUGCUACUUGCAGCAAUAUUGAUACAACCGCUGGACAAGACUACAGCACCUUCUGCAAACAAUACAACUUUGAUAAAUCCAAAUGGAUCUCAUCCCUCACCCCAGAACAACAAGAAUUAUUAUCAUUAGAAAUCAACACAUUACAUAUCACCUGGUUAGCAUUUCUCCAUCAAGAACUCACAAAACCCUAUUUCCUCAACCUUAAACGUUUUCUUCAUUCCCAAACUGCCAAUCAUAAAACCAUAUACCCGCCACAAGAACUUAUAUAUUCUUGGUCCCAUUAUACACCCUUACCAGAAAUAAAAUGCUUAAUAUUAGGACAAGACCCCUAUCAUAACAUAAACCAAGCUCAUGGAUUAGCAUUUUCUGUAUUGGAACCCACAAAACCUCCACCAUCAUUAGUUAAUAUUUACAAAACCAUUGCGAUUGAUUUUCCAAAUUUCAAAAUCCCCGAAUAUCAAGAAUUACGAAAAGCAGGAAAACCCGGUGGAGGGAAUUUGACAAAAUGGGCAAGAAGGGGUGUUUUGAUGUUGAAUGCGGUGUUGACGGUGGAAGCCCACAAAGCAAAUAGUCAUGCCAAGCGAGGUUGGGAACAAUUUACCGAACAAGUGAUUAAAGUUGCUCUUGAUUAUCAUAGUGCUAAGGAUGAUGGGGGGUUUGUGAUUAUGGCAUGGGGAGGACCGGCACAAUUGAGGGUUGAGAAGUUUGGAAUGAGGUUGAAGGAUGGGAAGUUUUGUGUUUUGAAGGCGGUACAUCCAUCUCCAUUGUCUGCUCAUAGAGGAUUUUUCCAACUGGGAGUGUUUAAGAAGUGUAAUGAGUGGUUGGAGAAGAAUGGGAAGGAGAAGAUUAAUUGGGGGAUAUUUGAUGAUAAUAUAGUUAUGUAG
This is a messenger RNA of Hemisphaericaspora subhashii, 1077 nucleotides long. RefSeq names its product uracil-DNA glycosylase. Bases 1 to 1077 code for a protein of 358 amino acids. Gene Ontology annotation, molecular function: uracil DNA N-glycosylase activity. The transcript has a single exon. NCBI's taxonomy places the organism in Eukaryota, Fungi, Ascomycota, Pichiomycetes, Serinales, Debaryomycetaceae. The record is from RefSeq and is a predicted model, not a curated record. Gene Ontology annotation, biological process: base-excision repair, AP site formation via deaminated base removal; base-excision repair. Gene Ontology annotation, cellular component: nucleus; mitochondrion.